This is a messenger RNA of Solenopsis invicta (red fire ant), 2233 nucleotides long. It is a transcript of the gene Eh, whose product is annotated as eclosion hormone. The record is from RefSeq and is a predicted model, not a curated record. The transcript is spliced from 3 exons. Bases 84 to 344 code for a protein of 86 amino acids. NCBI's taxonomy places the organism in Eukaryota, Metazoa, Arthropoda, Insecta, Hymenoptera, Formicidae. Gene Ontology annotation, molecular function: ecdysis-triggering hormone activity. Gene Ontology annotation, biological process: neuropeptide signaling pathway; ecdysis, chitin-based cuticle.
CCGGCGAAGUCCGUUCAGUGUCAUUCGUCGGCCUUAAACAAUUCCAACAGCUUCACCUUCUCGAGCUGCCGUAUCGAUCAGUCAUGCCAAACUCUUCAAACCGAAUUAUCGUACUGCUUGUCAUGAUUUUCGCCGUUCUCUUUACAACAUCUACAACUGAUGCCGAACGAAAUAUUGGUGUGUGCAUACGAAACUGCGCGCAAUGCCAAAAAAUGUUCGGAACGUAUUUCAUGGGACAGAAAUGCGCGGACUUUUGCGUAAAGUACAAGGGAAAGCUCAUCCCGGACUGCGAGGACGAGUUCUCCAUUCGUCCUUUCCUACAAGAGCCCGAGAACGAUUAUUAAUCUUCAGAAUCGAUAGAAACUCCUCGACUCUCUGUCUCUCCUUUUCUCUCUCUUCUAUUUUCACUCUUGCGUUAUAAUAUUAAACCGUGCAAGUUGUAUACGUACAGGAAAAUGCGAAUUUUGACAUAAAUUAUUUUUGCCACACGCUAGAAUAUGUCACAACUGAUAAUGUGUGUGCAGAUUUACAAUUUUCAUCACAAAAGCUGUGAAGACGCGCUAUUGUGAUUAAAUAUAAUUCGAAAAGUAUGAGGAAAAAAUAUAAAUUAAUUCUAAGAUUUAAAUAUUUCGAUUUUUAAUAUUUCAAGAUACUUAAAAAAUCAAUAAUGAUAAAUUAAAUGGAAUAAUUGUAUGAAGAUAUCAAUUAGCUAAUUUUAAAUACUUGAUUCAUUAAUCAUAAAACAAUGAAUGUUAGUCAAGGCCAAGUUUUCAAUUAUAUAAAUCUUUCACUAUUAUAAAAUACCUGACUUUUUUCUAAAAACUUGUUUUUAGCAGUUUUUGCAUUGUGUUAGCGUAAUUGAAUUGCCACUGCAAUAAAAUUAUUUACUCGAAACAAUUUUUUCAUGAAGAUUCUAUCAAAUCAAACAAUAAAUCACAAGUCUCAAUACAAUCAAAUUCAAUGUAAUCUUGCACAUUGCACUGCUAUUGUUUAGAAGUCUAGUAACUUGAUUUGAAAAUUCAAAUAUAAUAUAUCAAGCUAUACAUUUAAAUAUAUUUUUGUUAACAUAUUUAUAGUGAAUUUUUAGUUGGACCAAUGCAUAUUAAAAACUGUUGUAAUGAAAUUAUUUAAAUGAGAAGCAUAAACACUGCGUCUGACAAGUUCCAGUAUGUGUGCCAAACUGCCAAAUAAUGUGCAUUAGUGUCCACAAAUUAUAGAGAUAUUAAAAAUAUUUAUAUUACAUAUAUAUAUUUCUCUUGACACAUCAGAUUUUAAGUUAGUACGUAAAUACCCCGCUAAGUGAUAUUGUCUGAAGAAAAUAUUCAAUUUAACUAAAAACAUUCAGUUAAAAUAACUGGCAAUUGUGUUCGAAAAAUUAUAAGUGAGAUCAGAAAAUUGAGUGAAACCAGGGUUGGGUAUUUAAGAGUUAAAUAUAAAUAAUCUGCAUUAUUUACAAUGUAAAUUAUACAUAUAAACUGUGUUUUACGUGUCUUUUAUGUAAAUUGCAAAUAAUAAUUUAUACAUCAUUAAAGAUUCAGAAAUAGUGAAAAUUGUAUUCUGCAUUUUACAAUUUCAAAUAUUACAAAUAUAUUUCAUAUUUUUUAUCAAUAUUAAAAUCAAAUAUAUUAACAAUCUUAUAACUUGAUUUUUUUUUUUUCUGUAUCAUGUUAUCCAAUUUCUAAUUUAUAUUACUUGUAUUGACUACAAUUCAUGAAAACAUAACAUAACAUAAACAACACGAAAAUAAUUCAUCGUAAUCUUGAAAUGUACGACACAACCCUGGUGCGGAAAAACUACGAAUCAAACAAAAUCAUCGAUCGGAAAACUACGAUAUGUAGCUCACCGUGUCGGUAAUAUCGCAACAGCAUAAGUGCUUUAGCUCAUGUUCUAACCAUACAUAAAAUUCUCUUGCGUAACCGAGAAUUGCGGCAUCUUUGAUACAACGAGAAUGCAAGGUGAUCAGUACAAAGCUGUGUUCAGAAACAUCGCCUGGGUGUACACGGUGUACACCCAGACAUCAUUUUAUCCUUGUCUACUAUUCAGUAAACAAGGUUAAAAUGAUAUCUCUGAAUGCAGCCCAGAUUAUAGAAUGACAUACCUGAGUGGCGACAAUCGUGUAUGAUCGAGCUUUUGUUGCACCAUUUCGACGAGCAAACGACGGCGUCAGGUGUACGAGGAUUUCGAUCUAUUCUGGGUCAUUGGUGCAACGGCGAAUCGUCGAGAUCGAGGCGAC